Pelmatolapia mariae (spotted tilapia) is the source of this 1561-nucleotide messenger RNA. RefSeq names its product iodotyrosine deiodinase (gene iyd). The coding region runs from base 44 to 949 and encodes 301 amino acids. The transcript is spliced from 5 exons. Gene Ontology annotation, cellular component: plasma membrane. The record is from RefSeq and is a predicted model, not a curated record. Lineage: Eukaryota; Metazoa; Chordata; Actinopteri; Cichliformes; Cichlidae. Gene Ontology annotation, molecular function: oxidoreductase activity.
AAAGGGCAGGUACCCGUGGCCUUUUCUCUGCACUCCAGCGAGCAUGGCUCUCCUGUCCGUGUUCACGCCUGUUCUGGCGGUGGUUUUAUGCCUGGUGAUAGGCUUCGUGCUGGUGAAAUCAUGGGACACAAAGACCACUUCCACAUCUCCAGGCAAAAGUAAAGGGGCGACAAAAGGGGAGAAAAGACCAUGGGUGGACCAGGACUUACAGGACGAUACAGAAAUCACAGCAAAAGAAGACGAUGAUGAUGCUGAUGAUGAUUGGGGGGACAACACUGAAGAGGAGAACCUCACACAACUGCCUUAUUCACCGCAGCGAUACCCUGAGGAGACAAUGCUGCAAAGGUCCAAGGAGUUUUACACUUUGAUGAACCAGCGGAGGUCUGUCCGAUUCAUCAGGCCGGAGCCUGUCCCACGGGAAGUCAUCGAUCAUGUCAUCCACACUGCAGGUACAGCGCCUAGUGGAGCACAUACAGAACCCUGGACGUUCGUUGUGGUGUCAGAUCCAGAUAUUAAGCAUCAGAUUAGGUUGAUAGUCGAAGAGGAGGAGGAGAUGAACUACCGCCAGAGGAUGGGGGAAAAAUGGGUUCAGGAUUUGGCCAAAUUGAGGACAAAUUGGAUUAAGGAGUACUUGGAUGUUGCUCCAUAUCUGAUCCUUAUCUUUAAACAGACCUACGGGAUUCUCCCAAAUGGCAAGAAGAAGACGCACUACUACAACGAAAUCAGCGUGUCCAUAUCCUGUGGGAUCCUCCUGGCUGCAUUACAGAACGUGGGUCUUGUUACCGUCACAUCUACGCCCCUCAACUGCGGCCCCAAACUCAGGCUCCUACUUAAACGCCCGGUGAACGAGAAGCUGCUGCUGCUGCUUCCUGUUGGUUAUCCUGCCUCUGAUGCUACUGUGCCUGACUUGAAACGCAAGCAUCUGGAUGAUAUUUUGGUGCACGUAUGAGAAAAUAAGAUGCAAAAAGCAGACUGUUUUGUUUUUCUUCAACAAAUUCUUUGCCCGUGGAUGAGAAAUCAACCAGGCAGAUGCCUGAUGAGACUUAGAAGUGCUUUCACAGUACAGAGAAGCAGAGAAGGAGGUUUCUUUAAAUCAGUCUUUAAGUGUUUAAGAUACACAACCAAGAGAGGAUGGCAUGAAGGAUGGGGUUGAGUUAUUUGGGUUUAGCACAUUUCUAUCAUACAAAUAAAUAACCAGCAAAAAUUCUUUGAUUCCGUUCUAUGAAUGGUCUCUGAUUUUCCAAACCACACACAAACAACUGAGGAAAGUUCAUAUACAACUAGAUCUGGAUGAAUGAAGAACAGGUGGUUGCUCGGUGGUUGCUCAGUUGAAUGCUAACUGCAAUAGCAGUGUUCAGUAAGCAUCUGAAAGAAAGGAAAUUGAACUGUAAAAUCUAAUUGGUUCCCAGAACUUGAUGCAAACUUGUUGCCUUAGAAAAAAACUAAACCGGCUUACCACUAAUGCAUUAGUUAACUCACAAUUUUUUUUUCUCCGACUGUCUCCCUAUCGCUCUCUCUUUCUGUCUCUUUCUCCCAGUGUAAUGCUAAUUUUUUUAAUGAU